This is a messenger RNA of Seriola dumerili (greater amberjack), 1754 nucleotides long. RefSeq names its product bolA family member 3 (gene bola3). The transcript has 4 exons. Lineage: Eukaryota; Metazoa; Chordata; Actinopteri; Carangiformes; Carangidae. Bases 71 to 433 code for a protein of 120 amino acids. The record is from RefSeq and is a predicted model, not a curated record.
GCUGCGUGAGGACAUGUAUUGUUGGAUAACCGGUGUGGAUGUAAACGUACCGUGACUAAAGAUCUCCACCAUGUUGGCUUGUAAACGCAGUUUAACCAGCACUAUGACCUCUGCUCUCCGGGUCCUUCGCAGUAAUCCAUCUUUGCCUCCUCAGGUCGCUGUUUGCAGCCAGGUGCAGAGACGUCUGUCCACUCAAACAGACGGAGAGGUCCGCAUCGCACAGAUCCUGAAGGAGAAGUUUCCGUCAGCCUCGUCGCUUAAAGUUGUGGAUAUAUCAGGUGGCUGUGGGGCCAUGUAUGAGAUCCACAUAGAGUCCAGUGAGUUCAAAGGAAAAAGGACGGUGCAACAACACCAGUUAGUCAAUCAGGCUCUCAAGGAUGAGAUUCAAGGAAUGCACGGACUGCGAAUAUUCACUGAGAUUCCCAAACAUUAGAGCAAGUCCUUCCACUGUUCACCCACAGCUUUUCCCUUUGUUCACCCUAGCUAUUAUGAAUGUACAGAGGAUAUUGUGUAGUAAACAUUAACAGUGAGAAAUGUGUAAUGAAUGUGAGAUUACGCUAAAUAGUUAUUUUUUAGUGAGGUAUCUUCUCCUCUGAGAUAAUCUGAGACAACCUGUGAAGGCUAUGAUACGCACAAAACGACUUGGUAAAAUGCUAGUAAUAUGUCAAGUCAUGUUGGUCUUCUCAGGGUUGAAAUGAUGCUGGUAAUGAAAAGCAAUCCAGGAAGUAAUAAAUACAACCAACUUGAAUAUUGGUGAUUUGCUACAGAACCUUGUUUAAAACAGUUUGUUGAGCUGUACUUUGUAAUGUCACUCAAAUUGUGAUCACUGUGUACAUGCUACAGUCCUAUGUAAGGUCAUAUAAACUGAUUACAAUCCACUGGAUUGUACAUGGACCAUAUAUUUAUGCUGCCUAAGCACCAAUAAUUGAAGUUGCAAUAAAAAGCAGCUGCUUCCCCCCCACACAGUCUUACUUGAUUGACUAUGGAAGCUUUUGUCAUUUAAAAAGUUUUUUUUGACAAAUGAGGUUUGCAAUGAAAAUGGACAUUGUAAUACUGAAAUCAGUUACCACAUCUAUGCUUGGAUUCACUUUUUUAAUAAUUGCUAUUGUGGUUAUUCAGUUGUAUGGAAUAUUUAUAGUGAAAAUAUAAAACAAUGUUUAUAUUUUGCUGCUCUUUGAGAGCAAGGACAGAGUUACAAUCUUAAGAGAAAAAAACAGAUUUAAGACUUGCCUAGAGCCUCAGCAAUAGUUGUUUUUCCUACGUCCUCGUAAAGUGAUAGUAUGAACGGUUGAGAAGUCUUAAACUUGUUGACCACAGAGGAAAUCUCAGAUGUGUUCUGAUUAUUAAAUCUUGACUGAUAUACAGUUAAGCCCAAAAUUAUUCAGACCUAUUACAUUUUUCACAUUUUAUUGUGUUGCAGCACUAUGCUAAAAUAAAACAAAAAUCCCCCUUUGCCUCAUCGAUCUACAGUCAUAAUGACAAAGUGAAAACAGAAUUUUAGAAAUUUUUGCAACAGUCAUCAAAAAGUCAAUGUAGUGCAAUGUAACAAAAUGUGAAAAUAUUGAAAUGAUAUGAAUAAUUCUGUUCGUAACUGUAUUGGCCAGGCUGAUAAAUAACAGGAAAUGUCAGUAUAUAAAUAAUGAAAAAAAUAUGAAAAUAGUGACAGUGCAAUUACCCAAACCCCAUAGUGGCCUAUCUUCACAAAGCUUGUUUUGUCCAACAAAUUGUGCAAAUACAUAAAUAGAUAUUUAAAA